This is a messenger RNA of Purpureocillium takamizusanense, 1710 nucleotides long. RefSeq lists its product as uncharacterized. Gene Ontology annotation, cellular component: cytosol. The transcript has a single exon. Gene Ontology annotation, molecular function: peroxidase activity; heme binding. Bases 202 to 1596 code for a protein of 464 amino acids. NCBI's taxonomy places the organism in Eukaryota, Fungi, Ascomycota, Sordariomycetes, Hypocreales, Ophiocordycipitaceae. The record is from RefSeq and is a predicted model, not a curated record.
CCCAUUACGGCGCCGUGCUUUUGCAGCCAUCAUUAAGCCUUGCCCAUUGAUGUCGAUGUCCUGCGUCAACCGCCGUCGUAUUUGGUGGUAGAUAGACCCCAACUCCCCCCUUUCAACCUCCUACUGCACUCUCCUCUCUGUCACCACCCCCUCAUCAUCGUCAUUCUGCUCCUCCUCCUUCUCCUCCUCUGCCACCGUAGCAUGGACAGGGUCGGCAGAAGUACCAAUAGUCGCAUCGCCAUACAGCUGCUGCACGCCGGCAACAACUGGGUCAAAGCCCGAUCGUCCCGCGCAAACCGGCAAUUCAGCCCCGGCGCCCGCAGAUCCUGCCGUCGCGCGCUGUGGUCUUACACCUCCUCCUCCUCUUUCCGAGGCUGCCGAUCUCCGGCCCAGAGCAAUUCCCCAUCGUCGUCGUCAUCGCAUCGUCCACUGCCGCCGCCGCCGCCGCUUGUUGCCGGUCCCCCCACCACCCUCGUGGCUGCUGCUGCUGCUGCUGCUGCUCCGCAACGACGACGAUACCUAUUACACUCCUCCUCCUCGUCCUCCUCCUCAGCUGCUUCUGAAACCGCCGCCGCCGCCGCCGCCACGAUGAGCAGCACCAGCACCAGCCGCUGCCCUGCUUCGUCCACCGCGCGACAGCUGGCCGGGACGGCGAGUCAGGCGCAGGCCUUGGGCGCCCCGUUGACGCAGUCGGCCACGUUCCUCGUCCUGUCGAUCGCCACGAGGCACCGCGCGGAGGCGCUCCAGACGAUCCGCGCAACGCUAGCGGGUAUUGAAGGGCUCGCCAAGAACGUGACCAUCCGGGACUCGACGUCAACCUUUUCCUGCGCCGUCGGGAUCGGGAGCGACGCCUGGGACGACAUCACGGGUGGUCGCCUGCCGCGCCCAGCCGAGCUGCACCCCUUUCGCCCCGUCCGAGGCGCCGUGCACACCGCCGUGGCCACCCCUGGCGACCUGCUGCUGCACAUCCGAUCGGACCGCCGGGACAUCUGCUUCGAGUUUGAGCGCCAGCUCAUGAAGCUCCUGGGGGACGCCGUCAUAGUCGAGGACGUCACCGUCGGGUUCCGCUACUUUGACCUGAGGGACCUCCUGGGCUUCGUGGACGGCACCGCCAACCCUGUCGGGCCUGCCGUCCCGGAUUCGGUCCUCAUCGCCGAUGAGGACGCAUCGGCUGCGGGGGGCAGCUACGUCGUCGUGCAAAAGUACGUCCACAACCUCAAAGGGUGGGAGCGGCUGUCCACCGAGCAGCAGGAGGCCAUCAUCGGUCGCACCAAGCUCGACAACAUGGAGCUUGACGAUGCCGAGCAGGGGCAAAAGGCCCACAAAACGCUGGCAACCGUAGAGGACGAGCAGGGGAACGAGCACGACAUACUCCGUGAUAACAUGCCGUUUGGCUCGCCCGGCAACGGGGAGUUUGGUACCUACUUUAUAGGCUACUCGCGCAGGCUCUGGGUCAUGGAGAAGAUGCUGGAGAGGAUGUUUGUCGGCGACCCCCCGGGUCUACACGAUCGUAUCUUGGAUUAUUCAAGGCCCAUGACCGGUACCACGUUUUACGCGCCUCCUGCUGCGGUUCUCACCGGUCUUGGCGACCGCUAAAAUCCACACCAUGGCCGCUGCAGCUUUCCUAUUCCAUGUUGUUAUGAAAAUUUGAACAUCAAGAUGCCAUCAUAGGCUGGGGAGGUAUACGUAAUUUCAGUCAUCAUUACCCGG